Molecule: messenger RNA, 1095 nt
Organism: Salvia hispanica
Lineage: Eukaryota; Viridiplantae; Streptophyta; Magnoliopsida; Lamiales; Lamiaceae
Product: two-component response regulator ARR2-like
Biological process (GO): phosphorelay signal transduction system; cytokinin-activated signaling pathway
Molecular function (GO): DNA binding
Source: RefSeq, a predicted model, not a curated record
AUGGCUUCUUUCCAUGCUAUGAUGCAUGGAAUUCACAUUUUAUUAGUGGAUCAUGAUGCAGAAGCUUUAAUCAAUACAGCCAAGCAACUCGAAUUGUGCCAGUACAAAGUUACAUUCGUUGAGCACGCAUCUGCUGCUAUAGCGAUGCUUGCGACCGGAAAGGCUAAAUUUGAUGUUGUGAUGGCGAACAUCGACUCUCCUGAUCUCCAUGGAUUCAAACUUCUUCAACAUGCAGUCUACAUGUGCAUCCCAGUUGUUUUGAUGUCUGAAGACGACGAUGCGUUCAUAGCCAUGAGGGCUCUCGAACAUGGAGCUUUCCUUCACAUCAAGAAGCCUAUGUCAAUGGAGUUUUCUCGAUGCUUGUGGCAACAUGUUGUGAGGGAGAAGACGAGAAUGGCAAGGGAUAGGAACAUGUUUAUGGCAUCGAACAACCUUGGACCGAUACAAGGGGUUGAGUUUAGGGAAGCGGUUCAAUUAAGGGACGAAAACCCUAACCCUAACCCUAGCAUGAAGAACAAGGGCAAAUACAAGAGUAAAGCUAGGGGUAGAAGCGACGAUUAUGGCGAGGAAUACGAUUCGGGAAGGAUGGGUCACAAGGGUAAUGUGAGGAGAAAAAUGUGUACCGAGUGGACUCAAGAACUGCAUGCCAAGUUUAUGAAUGCGAUCGAACAACUUGGUGAAGGAAGAUGUUUCCCCAAAGAAAUCCUAGAGAUGAUGAAUGAGCCGGGCUUAACAAGAAUGCAAGUGGCAAGCCAUCUUCAGAAAUGUCGAAAUGAUAACUGGCGAGCUCCAGAAGAGCGAAAAUCGACCCCACAUCCUCAACAGGCAAGUUCGAGUGGGAGUGGACCCCAAUCAAAGCCACGAAGAUUCGGUUCAAAACCCCUACCCUUAUCGGAGACCCAAACACCAAGCAAAAUGGGAAAUGGAUCAAUCCCUGCAUCUGAUGACUACUUACAUUUUCUGGAUAUGGAUAGCCUCACCCCUACCACCAACCAACAGAAUUGUGGCGAAGCAACUUCCCAGAGCAAGAGCGCGUGGAGUUCCGACACAUCAAAUCUGGACAGCGAUCACUCUGAAACUAAAGCCAAACCUUAA